Molecule: messenger RNA, 3441 nt
Organism: Varanus komodoensis (Komodo dragon)
Lineage: Eukaryota; Metazoa; Chordata; Lepidosauria; Squamata; Varanidae
Gene: SSBP3
Product: single stranded DNA binding protein 3
Exons: 18
Coding region: 282-1472 (396 amino acids)
Biological process (GO): positive regulation of transcription by RNA polymerase II
Cellular component (GO): nucleus
Molecular function (GO): protein binding; single-stranded DNA binding
Source: RefSeq, a predicted model, not a curated record
GCGGUGGCGGCGGUAGCAGCAGCGGCAACAGCAGCAGCGGCAGUAGGAGCAGCUGGGAAAGAAGCCGGAGCCGAGGAGAGGGGCAGGGCGAUGGGGUCGAGGCCGGGGCUGGGGCUUUGACAGCUACGACCAGGGCGAGCGGUGGAGCUAUAGCGGCAGAGCCGGGAAAAGCUACAGCUGAGGGAAAGAGCGAGGUUUGGGAAGCAGAGCAGCAUCGAAGCAAGCCAGGCGGCGGCGGCGGCGGCGGCGGCUUCAGUUUCGCCUGUUCCUUACUGCGGACCAUGUUCGCCAAAGGCAAAGGCUCGGCGGUGCCCUCGGAUGGGCAAGCUCGGGAAAAGCUAGCUUUGUAUGUCUAUGAAUACUUGCUGCAUGUAGGAGCACAGAAAUCAGCACAGACCUUUUUAUCAGAGAUCCGAUGGGAAAAAAACAUCACAUUAGGAGAACCUCCUGGGUUUUUACAUUCAUGGUGGUGUGUAUUUUGGGACCUAUACUGUGCAGCUCCUGAAAGGCGAGAUACUUGUGAACACUCAAGUGAAGCAAAAGCCUUUCAUGAUUACAGUGCAGCUGCAGCACCAAGUCCAGUACUUGGAAACAUUCCUCCAAACGAUGGGAUGCCAGGGGGACCCAUUCCUCCAGGUUUCUUUCAGGGACCGCCUGGCUCUCAGCCCUCGCCACACGCACAGCCUCCACCUCACAACCCCAACAGCAUGAUGGGACCCCACAGUCAGCCUUUUAUGUCACCAAGAUAUGCAGGAGGUCCCCGGCCCCCCAUCAGAAUGGGAAACCAGCCUCCAGGGGGUGUUCCUGGUACACAGCCCUUGCUGCCCAACUCAAUGGACCCCACACGACAACAAGGGCAUCCUAACAUGGGAGGGCCAAUGCAAAGGAUGAAUCCUCCCCGAGGAAUGGGACCCAUGGGUCCGGGUCCACAGACUGAUCCUUGGUUAUCAUUGCAGAACUAUGGCGGCGGAAUGAGACCUCCACCCAACUCCCUAGGGCCUGGCAUGCCUGGGAUUAACAUGGGUCCAGGAGCUGGUAGACCAUGGCCCAAUCCCAACAGUGCUAACUCAAUUCCAUACUCUUCUUCAUCACCUGGUACAUACGUGGGGCCCCCUGGUGGCGGAGGUCCUCCUGGAACACCCAUCAUGCCUAGCCCAGCAGAUUCGACAAAUUCAAGUGACAACAUCUACACAAUGAUUAAUCCCGUACCGCCUGGAGGCAGUCGGUCGAAUUUCCCAAUGGGACCUGGAUCAGAUGGCCCAAUGGGAGGCAUGGGUGGGAUGGAGCCCCAUCACAUGAAUGGCUCAUUAGGGUCAGGAGACAUAGAUGGACUUCCAAAAAAUUCUCCAAACAACAUAAGUGGCAUUAGCAAUCCCCCGGGCACUCCACGAGAUGAUGGUGAAUUGGGAGGGAACUUCCUCCAUUCCUUCCAAAAUGACAACUAUUCUCCCAGCAUGACGAUGAGUGUGUGAUUUCCCUCCUCCCUCACCCCACAUCCUCUUCUCCAGGAUAAAGAAAAAGUCAGCUGCCAUUUGGAGGAUCUCAAGAAAUUAUGCAAGAAGAGAAGCUAGGUGUGUGUUUGGCAGGGAGACGUACAGAGCCGGGGACCCACCCCUGAUUUUUAGUUUCAUGCAAUAAAAAGGCUGAACUUUUUAUUCCAUAAAACAAUGAAGGACAAAUCUUUAAAAUAUUUCAAGACAUGACAAGAUCCUUCUUCUGUGGAAGGAUUUAUUCUAUGUACAUGACACUUUUUGCUGUUGAUUUUUUUUGGAAACAAAUGAAAGCCUCUAGCACCCAAUUACAACCUCCUUUGCUUGAUUAUUCUUUUAAAUCUGUUGUAUGUUUGUGCUGUGCUACGCAAGGAAGCUAGUCUAGAUAUGAAAUCUCAUGUUGUCUCUGUAGCCAUUUAAAAAUAAUAAUAAAACUGGACAGUUUUUAUAAAUUGGUGGGUUUUGUUCAGAAGGCCUCCCCUCUCCCCCCACCCAUUUUUAGUUUGGUUGGUUUUUUCAGUUUGGUGUUUUGCAGCACACUUUCUCCAGCAAGAAGAUUCAAGUGGAAAAUAUUUCCUCUGCCUCCUUCUAAGUUGUAAUGCAGCUGGCCCCCUUGUAGGAUCACAUCCUCCAAAAGUUUAAUUGUGAUCUUGAUAUCUGUGACUGUGGCAUGCACUGUAUUAGCCCUUUCCCUCGUCCUCCUCCCAGAGUUACAAAGAAAUGUUAUGAAUUACCCUUUUGCAAAACUAAAAGUGUCAAAAUUCCUGGGGAUAGGGUGUGGAGGGUUAGGGUACUUGGGAUUUUUUUUCAAAUCUUGGGGAGGUUUUAGUCCACCAGAAAUAAAAAGAAAAGGCGUUUAAAAACUUGAUCUAGGACUCGAAAACUGUGAGCGCAAGCUUAACAUCUGUUUUGGUUUUUUGUUUUGUUUUGUUUUUUAAUGAAACGAUGUGAUCUUAUUAGGGUUUCACUGUAUAUGCUCUGGAACUGGAUGGAGAUAUUUUUAAGUAAUUAUUGUUGUUAAAAUGUAUACUUGCUAUUCUGUAGGCUCUCUCUCCCUCCCCCACAACUCUGUAAUUAUAAACAAAAUAAUUAAAAAAAACCCCUUACCAUCUCAUGGUAGAGGUGACUACAGAAAAGCAUCAUGUAUAGUGAAACUCGCAAGUCCUGGGAUCUCUGUACAUUACACUCCCUUGUAGCUGGUCUUUGUUUUAUAUAAAAAGAAGAAAAACUUCACUUCUGAUCUAUGUAUUUCAUAUUAUGUAAAAUAUUAUCUUCCCCUGGAUUUACCUACCUUUGUGCGGAUUCUUGAGAACAUUGUAUCUUGUUUCAGUGUUUUUUCUUACCUUGUAGUCUGGUUCUAAAAUGAAGCGAGGGAAAAGAAAAGUAAUUAUUAUACAUUGUAGUUUGUGUACGAUAUUUGUUGAUAAUGUUUUAUUAAAGGGAUGUCUUUUUUCCGCACCCCUUAAUGAAAUGUUUUUUUGUUUUUUUUGUUUUUGUUUGGUUUUGUUUUGUUUUGUUUUGUGAAUUUUUUGUGGGGGGGGAUUGGCUUGUUUUUAUUCUGACUGAAAAUGAAAACCAUGUGAUAUUAUAUGAACUAUUUUAAUAGUACAAUGAUUUUUUAAUGUUUGCCUUUUCUAAGGCAUUUUAAUUUUGUUUUCUCUGUAGAAAGAUGGGGGGUGGGGGCAAAUGAUCAGUUUCACAGUUACAGUCAGGAUAAUAUUUUUAAAAGACCAGCCAUCAACACAAGAGUUGUCCCAUUGCUAAUGCAGCACCCUUACUGGAUUUUUGUUUGUUUUGGGUUUUUUAAGGGAUGACUGACAGAUUUCAUUGUAUUAAAAUGAUAGCUAAAUUAUUGUCUUCAUUGGUUUGGGAUGGUUUUUAAAAAAUGAAUCAAGACCCCCUCGACUCUCUCUUCCCAUCAUGCUGUAAUAAAUAUAAACAUUUGAUUUCA